This is a messenger RNA of Monopterus albus (swamp eel), 2170 nucleotides long. Its product is annotated as noelin-like. Gene Ontology annotation, biological process: signal transduction. The record is from RefSeq and is a predicted model, not a curated record. The coding region runs from base 434 to 1795 and encodes 453 amino acids. The transcript has 6 exons. NCBI's taxonomy places the organism in Eukaryota, Metazoa, Chordata, Actinopteri, Synbranchiformes, Synbranchidae.
GGCUUCCUGCACAAACUCACACAAAAACGCACACUGUCUCACACCCACACCCACACUAUAAUACACACUCUAUCUCAGCAGCAUGGACAACUCCUCCUCCUCCUGCUGCUCAGAUUUGUUCACAGCCAGGCUGAGACAGCACACACACAGUAACACAUACAGGAACACGCACACACAAACUAACACACAUAGCAACGCACACUCUGAGCUGGAGGAUGCUGUUUCCACUCGGCUGAUUUUUGGCGUUGCAUCACAGAAAAAGAACUAGAGAGAGGAAGGAGGAGGACAGAGAUACAUACAGAUAACCAGGAUAAUACCCAGGUUAAUUAGCAGACUAAUAAUAUCCAGUUUAAUUAGCAGGUUAACAGAAGCAAGCAGGUAAAUAACGAGUUGACCUGGAGGCAGUGGAGGUUUGUUGUUUGAGGAGAAACAGAUGGAGUCUGAUGAGAAUCUGCUCAAUGCUUUUCUGCUGCUGCUCAUCGGAUCACACCUUACCCUGGUGGGUCCUUCCACCCCUGAGGAGGGUUGGCAGGUGUACAGUUCAGCUCAGGACUCUGAAGGUCGAUGUGUUUGUACAGUCGUUGCUCCUCAGCAGUCGGCCUGCUCCAGAGACGCCCGAACCAAACAGCUGCGGCAGCUGCUUGAAAAGGUGCAGAAUAUGAGUCAGUCCAUUGAAGUUUUGGAUCAGCGGACUCAGAGGGAUCUGCAGUUUGUGGAAAAAAUGGAAGUUCAGCUGAAAGGUCUGGAAAACAAAUUCAAAGAGGUAGAGGAUGGACAUGAGACCAGCAUCGCCAGGCAGUACAAGUCUAUCAAAGCCAAGAUGGAGGAGUUACGUCCUCUGAUACCAGUCCUGGAGACCUACAAAGCCGAUGCUGUGCUGGUCCGACAGUUUAAGGAGGAGGCAGCGAACGUGACGGAGCUGCUGGCAUCGCUGCAGGAGCAACUGGGAGGACUCGACUACCAGGAGCUCCACAGCCGGGUGAUGAGCCUGGAGGACCGGCUGAAGGCCUGCAUGCAGAGGCUUGCCUGUGGGAAGCUGACAGGAAUCUCAGAGCCAGUCACCAUCAAGACAUCUGGAUCAAGAUUUGGAUCAUGGAUGACUGACCCACUUGCUCCGGCUGGAGACACCAGAGUGUGGUACAUGGAUGGAUACCAUAACAAUCGCUUUGUUAGGGAGUAUCAGUCGAUGUAUGACUUCAUGAUGACUGAUAACUUCACCUCUCACCGCCUCCCUCACCCCUGGUCUGGUACCGGUCAAGUAGUUUACAAUGGAUCCAUUUACUUCAACAAGUUCCAGAGUCACACCAUCAUAAAGUUUGACUUUAGCACAUCACUCAUCAGCCGCUCCCGACAGCUUGACUUUGCUGGCUACAACAACAUGUACCAUUAUGCUUGGGGGGGCCACUCAGACAUCGACCUGAUGGUGGACGAGGGAGGGCUCUGGGCCGUCUAUGCCACCAAUCAGAAUGCUGGAAACAUCGUCCUGAGCCGGUUAAACCCCAACACUCUCCACAUCAUCCGCAGCUGGACCACCAACCACCCAAAGCGCAGUGCUGGUGAAGCAUUCAUGAUCUGUGGAACCCUGUACGUCACUAAUGGAUACUCAGGUGGGACCAAAGUGUACUACGCCUUCUCCACUAACUCCUCCACCUACGAGUACAUCGACAUUCCUCUGACUAACAAGUACAGCCACCUGUCCAUGCUCGACUAUAACCCUCGUGACAGAGCACUGUAUGCCUGGAACAAUGGCCACCAAGUCCUGUAUAAUGUUACACUUUAUCACAUUAUACAGUAAUAUGAAGGAAUACAUACAUUCAAAUUCCAGAAUAAAGCUGAAGGAUUAAAGUAAAUGAAGUAAGAAUAAAGGUCAAUACAGUACAACAAAAUCAGAAAAAGUUGCCUUGUAUGCAAAAUUAAAACUCUAAACAGUGAUUUGUAAAUCAUAUGUGUCCUGUGUUACACUGGAAACAACACGGCAGCUCAUUGUUUGAUGUGACACCAUCAACUUUAUUGUUUUUUCAAAAUGAACACUUCAAUCCUGCAACACAUUCCAAACAAAGUUGGGACAGUGAAGCGUCUACCACAGUGUGACACUGCUGUUCCUUUUCACAACACUUACAGACAUAGGGACUGAGGACAUCAAGUGAUUCAGUGUGUCAGGUGUCAUUUU